GAGUUUGUGUCCCUACACCAUCCCUGGCUGCUGAAACUUUGUGAUUACCUUCUUGUCUCCUCUUCUUUACCUUUUAUAUAUAGAAAGCAAAAUAUCAAAGCUUUUGUUCAAACAUCAUUUGCAGACUCUGUCUCUCUCUCUCUCUCUCGUUUUUUCCUCUCUCACCUGCCUUGUCUAGAAGAAAAAAAAUGGCUGCGUUUGAGGAAAGCUCUGAUUUGGAUGCUAUACAGGAGCAUCUCUUGGAAGACUUUUUGGUUGCUGAUGGUUUCAUGGGAGAUUUUGACUUUAAUGCUUCUUUUGUCUCAGGACUCUGGUGUAUAGAGCCUGUGAUGAAUCAAGUUCCUAAACAAGAACCUGAUUCACCAGUUCUUGAUCCGGAUUCGUUCGUCAGAGAGUUUUUACAAGUGGAAGCUGAAUCAUCUUCAGAGCAGAAUUCAUCACCACAUGAGACUGAUCAGAGUGUCUCACCCAGGAAAGAAGCAAAGAGGUUGGAAGAAGAAGAAGAACCGAGGCAUUACCGAGGAGUGAGAAGAAGGCCGUGGGGAAAAUUUGCAGCAGAGAUUCGGGAUCCUGCAAAGAAAGGAUCUCGGAUCUGGCUAGGAACAUUUGAAAGUAAUGUUGAUGCUGCAAGAGCAUAUGACUGUGCAGCUUUCAAGCUCCGGGGAAGAAAAGCCGUGCUCAACUUUCCUCUAGACGCUGGCAAGUAUGAAGCUCCCGUGAAUUUAGGACGGAAAAGGAAGAGAAGUGAUGUGCAGGAGGAGCUCCAAAGAAGUCAGAGCAAUUCAUCUUCAUCGUCAAGUGAUCUGUGAAUGAUGCAUUUAACAUUCAAAAAGUGUGAUCAGUUUCAUUGUAUAAGUUAAUUGUACAGAGGAAGUGAAGUAUAGGUUAGUGUGUGCUAAGAACUCUUGCAACAAAUUUGUAUGAAUGUUCUGUUCCUUAAGUUAUUGUUUCCAAGAAAGUUCUCUCCAAGGAUUUAGUUUC
Messenger RNA from Brassica oleracea var. oleracea, 981 nucleotides. Its product is annotated as ethylene-responsive transcription factor ERF106. Gene Ontology annotation, biological process: regulation of DNA-templated transcription; ethylene-activated signaling pathway. The record is from RefSeq and is a predicted model, not a curated record. Bases 189 to 809 code for a protein of 206 amino acids. The transcript has a single exon. NCBI's taxonomy places the organism in Eukaryota, Viridiplantae, Streptophyta, Magnoliopsida, Brassicales, Brassicaceae. Gene Ontology annotation, molecular function: DNA-binding transcription factor activity; DNA binding.